Messenger RNA from Heteronotia binoei (common prickly gecko), 1211 nucleotides. RefSeq names its product zinc finger protein 213-like. The transcript has 6 exons. The record is from RefSeq and is a predicted model, not a curated record. Gene Ontology annotation, biological process: regulation of DNA-templated transcription. NCBI's taxonomy places the organism in Eukaryota, Metazoa, Chordata, Lepidosauria, Squamata, Gekkonidae. Bases 216 to 1013 code for a protein of 265 amino acids.
GGGAGGGGUUUGCUUUUGCAGAGCUCGGGAGAACUGGGGUGGGGGCUGCAGAGAAGCAGCAGGAGGAGAGAGGAGCCUUGCAGCAGCCGCAUCCGGGGGAGGUUUACUUGCAACCCGUUCAUGAGAAAGGAAGGAAUACAAGUUAACAAAAGCAAAACAAAGUGAAUAAAGGCAACUUUUGAAAGACAGAGGUGGCCCAAGAGAAGGGGAAGGAGAUGGAAGAGCAGGACCCAGAAGGACCAGGAACUGGCAAGAGAGCAAGAAAGAGCCCCCAUCCCAUCCCACCUGUAAGUGAUGCUGAAUUCUGGGAAAGGGCUGUGUCAGAGGCCCUGGCUAAGGACACCGUGACCUCAGAUGUGUGCAGCCGAUGCUUCCGGCAGUUCCGCUACCAUGAGGCCGAUGGGCCCCGAGAGGUUUGCAGCCAGCUCCAUGGACUUUGCAUCCAGUGGCUGAAGCCGGAGAGGCACACCAAGAAGCAGAUCCUGGACCUGGUGAUCCUGGAGCAGUUCCUGACUCUCCUGCCCCAGGAAAUGCAAGGCUGGGUCAGAGGAUGUGGGCCGGAGACCAGUUCCCAGGCAGUGGCCCUGGCUGAAGGUUUCCUCCUGAGUCAGGCAGAGGAGAAGAGGCAGGCAGAACAGAUGCUGGGACCACCUUUGGAGAUGGAAGCUGCAAUCCCUGAGGCAGAAGGAGCUUUCUUGGAGCAGGGGCAGAGGGUGCCGGCGGUGGAGCGUGCCCAAGAUGCCCUCUCCUGUGGAACAGGCAGUGAAGAGAUGCCAUUGAGCCAUUGUCUUUUCAGAGGUGUGGAAACAGCAGCUGCACCUGCAAUCCAGGGUCCCUUUUCCUUUGAGGAGGUGUCCGUCUCUUUCACGGAGGCAGAGUGGGCCCUGCUGGAUCCGGGACAAAGAGCUCUGCACAGGGAAGUCAUUCUGGAGAACUACGGGAAUGUGGCCUCUCUGGAAUCAGCAUUGCUGUCAGAUGGCCUCAGUUGCCCUUCUGCAAGUACACACACAUGAACAACGCAAGAAGCUGCUAUGUAAUGAAUCAGUCCCUUGGUCCUCUAUUACAAUAAUCGGAUCACAGAGCUUUAUUUUGUCAAUUUGUUAUAUAUUUCAUAUUUGUAUAUUGUACAUUCAUUUUGGUACCCCUUGUUGAAGCGUGGAAUUGUUAGAAUUGUUCUGGCUGGAGGCUGUAAUAAAAUUUCAUUCGUAUCA